UAACAUCUUUUUCUUUCAGACAUCAGAAUCAACCAAUCUCCAUUGGAACAAUCCCUUAAAAUGGAGAGCCCUGGUAGCAAAACUGUGCUCACAAAGUCCAUUUUUCUUAAAGCUGGCAUUCCUUUGGCUCUUUCUUUGGGUGGCUUGAUCUACACUAUGGUCACAACAAGAAGAAGACCACCACCUGAAGUUCCACCUGCAGAAACCCAAGUAGAUGAUGAUGAGCAGCCUGAAAUCGAUUAUCAAGAGGAAUUUCCAGAUAAAGAGAGCUUCCACAGCCUUGAUUCAAAAUCUCUACUUUCUAAAGAAGAAGCAGAACAGCAAAUCACAUGUACCCAGGUCACAAUUUCAUCAGAAAGUUUGCUAAUUCGUGAUGGACAUGAUCAAGAAGAGGAGCUUUUGAACCUAAGGAGGUGGAUCAUAGCUCUUCAAGACAAGGAAAUGGAGCUUGAGAUGCAGUUUAUUCACUACUGUAGUUUGAAAGAGCAAGAAUCAAUUCUAAUGGAGCUUCGGAACACAUUGACUUCGGAGAUUUCUCGUCUUAAAUUGUUAGCUCUGGAGGCUAAGUUUAUUGAGGUUGAGAAUCAGAGAGUCGAGGCUGUGGUGGUUGAAUAUCUGAAAAUCGUAGAGCAACUCAAAUCUGCAAGAUUGGAGAAUGGGUUACUUCAAAGGAAGGUAAAGAAGUUUUUGACAAAGACUAGAGAGCAUUCUCGUGUUCUUAAGCAACAAGCUUCUGCCCUGCAGUCUAGAGAUGCUGAGAUAUUGAGAAAUGAGAAAGACUUGGAAAGCAGUUUACAAGUAAUAAAGGAAUUAGAGGAAGAAAUUAUGGAGCUGAGAGGAAUGCUGGUUCAAUUGCAGGUGGAGAAAAAGGAACUAGUGGAGAAACUAGAGGUGGCAGAAUCAUUGGCUUCUUCAACCUCAAGGGAAAAGCUGCAAGAGAAAGAAAAUGGAGACAAUGAUCAACUAUUAACAGAGCUAGAACAACUCCAAAAAGAUCGUGCUGCAGAAGUCGAGGAAUUGAUUUACUUGCGAUGGAUCAAUGCGUGCUUGAGAUAUGAGUUAUUUAGAAAUCAAGAACAACAAAGAAUCCACCAUAAUGAUGAGGAGGAGGAGGAGGGGGAGCCAUUAGAAUUGGAAUUCGAAGAAGAUGAAGAGAACAAAAAUUGUGGCAUAGAGUAUGAUACAGAUGGAUCAUCAACAACAGUUUCGAAGCACCAUGAAUCUUGCUUGGGUAUAACAAGUGGUAGUGAUCGUCCUUUUUCCAAAAGGCAUAGGUUGCUUCGAAAACUGAAGAGAUGGGUGGAAGGAGGUGAUCAGAAAUGCAAGAAAUUAUGGGAUGACAAGGACAGACAUCUUCAAAAUAAUCAAGGCACAAGUACUAGGCCUUCUGUUUCAUUUGCGGCAAUUGAACAACAUCCGGCUGCAAGGAAGUCAUGUUCUAGUGUAUAACCCCAAUGUCCCA
Messenger RNA from Telopea speciosissima, 1462 nucleotides. RefSeq names its product protein CHUP1, chloroplastic. The record is from RefSeq and is a predicted model, not a curated record. Gene Ontology annotation, cellular component: chloroplast outer membrane. The transcript is spliced from 2 exons. Gene Ontology annotation, biological process: chloroplast organization. Lineage: Eukaryota; Viridiplantae; Streptophyta; Magnoliopsida; Proteales; Proteaceae. Bases 61 to 1449 code for a protein of 462 amino acids.